CAAAAUUUCAUAUCACGGUGAUUGUCUCAUUGACAAUAACAUAACUAUCAUCAUCUCACCUCUCAUUCCAUCCCACAUCCACAUCCAAAAGUAUCCAAAUCCAAAUCCAAAUCCAUCAUGCCAGUCGUUCCUUCGCUGAAAGACACCCCAUUCGACACCGACAUUCGCGACCGUCAUUUGAUAUAUGAUUACGCGGCGCAGGACGCCCAAGGAAACCCGGAGAAAUGGCGCUACGAAAUGUGGUUUUAUAACGAGGACCGCAUCGUCUAUGCCAUCCAUGGCGGUCCCAUGGCCGGCCGCAAGAACUUUCAAACGGCCACGUACCAGUGCAUUCGACCGGGCGAGCUUUGGCAGUGCAAUUGGCUUGAGGAGACCGGUACCAUAUGUUCGCUGGUGUACGACAUUCCGCGGAAGCGCAUCACCACGUUGCUGGGCUUCUCCAAGGGACAUUGGGAGGAAGCGGAGGCGGCUCACGGCGACAAGCGGAAUGCGAAGGAUCUGGAAAGAUGGAGAGGGUUGGCCACGAUUGGCAAGCAGACGGAUCGGAAGCUACUGAGUGAACAAGCAGACAUCCUGGAGGAUUUCCGAGGCCCUGGUGAUUUGGAGCCGAUUGACAUGGAAUGGCCGACAUUAUAG
Messenger RNA from Aspergillus costaricaensis CBS 115574, 636 nucleotides. RefSeq names its product phenol acid carboxylase. Gene Ontology annotation, molecular function: carboxy-lyase activity. Bases 118 to 636 code for a protein of 172 amino acids. Lineage: Eukaryota; Fungi; Ascomycota; Eurotiomycetes; Eurotiales; Aspergillaceae. The transcript has a single exon. The record is from RefSeq and is a predicted model, not a curated record.